AUGCAGCAUCAGAGAGACCUCAAUCCACACACCAAACUGGGCGUUGUGUUCAGCCUGGGAUUACCACGACAGCAUGGCGGACGCAUCUUCAACCGGGAUGGCCACGUCAUCAUACUGAGAGGACCAUCGGGCGACUUGAUAGAGGAAUACACUAACAGAGGUAGCGAGGUGCUGCAGAAGAUCGAAGAGGAGAUAGAGAAGUACGACGACAUUGUGCUGACCGACUAUGAGGACACGUAUUACAAUCUCACGUGGAAGACGGUGGCCAAUCUGCGUUGGCUGUCGGGCUUCUGUGACAAGGUGCACAACGACGUCUUCAUGAUACUGGAUGAUGACCACGGGAUGAACUUGACGAGGGUGAUGGACUUUCUGGCCUCCAUGCCGAAGGCCAAAAAGAGGACAUCUCUCUUCGGUUACAUUGCACGAUGGGAUGGGGCUACGCGAAAUCCCUUAAGCAAGCUGUUUCUCUCGCAUCGCGAAGUGCCAUGGAAUUUGAUGUGUGCCUAUCCUCGUGGCUUUUGCCAAAUAAUAGGCACAGAUAUUAUCGAUGAUAUGGCGAUUGGAUCAGCCUACACGAGGCACAAUUACCUGCAUGAGGACGUGUAUCUGGGCCUGCUGACAUUCAAGUUGGGCAUUCCCUUGCACCAUGUGGACACCAUGUUCAGCGAAAGCAUGAAGCCCACACCGGGAGUUAUGGUG
Messenger RNA from Hydatigera taeniaeformis, 699 nucleotides. Lineage: Eukaryota; Metazoa; Platyhelminthes; Cestoda; Cyclophyllidea; Taeniidae. The record is from the annotation of a GenBank genome assembly.